UCACCCACAAGCCACAGAGGUGGGAAGAGGUGGAGUGUGGCGUGUGCCGACAAAGAACCUCGCCAGGACACAUGCGAGGCCAAACGUCUCCAGUCCCAGCUGCAGGGCCGGAGCCUACUUUGGCCUUGUGAUGACAGUGACAUACACAUACCGUGUAGCUGAUGCACGCCUGGGCACCUUCUCACAGCUCCUGCUCCGAUGGAAAGGGAGCAUCUACAAACUCCUCUAUUGCGAGUUCUUAAUCUUCAUCUCUUUCUACUUUGGCAUCAGCCUCAUCUACAGGCUGGUUCUGAAUGAGAGCCAAAGGCUGAUGUUUGAGAAAUUGGCUAUGUACUGCAAUAGCUAUGCCGAACUGAUCCCGGUGUCCUUUGUACUAGGCUUUUAUGUCACCUUAGUGGUGUCUCGAUGGUGGGGACAGUAUGAGAGCAUCCCGUGGCCUGACCGCAUUAUGAACCUGGUCUCAAGCAGCGUGGAUGGGAAGGACGAGUACGGCCGCCUCCUUCGGCGCACGCUCAUGCGCUACAUCAAUCUGCUGGGUGUGCUGAUCUUGCGCUCAGUCAGCACUGCUGUCUUCAAGCGAUUUCCCAGCAUUGAACAUAUUGUGACAGCAGGCCUGAUGACUCCAGAAGAACACAAGAAGUUUGACAGUUUAAACUCACCCCAUAACAAGUUCUGGAUCCCCUGUGUGUGGUUCUCGAACCUGGCAGUGAAGGCACGUAAUGAUGGAAGGAUCCGUGACAGCGUGCUCCUGCAAGGCAUCUUGAAUGAAAUGAACACUUUGCGCAGUCAGUGUGGGAGACUCUAUGGGUAUGAUUGGAUCAGCAUUCCAUUGGUCUACACACAGGUGGUCACAGUGGCCGUCUACAGCUUUUUCCUGGCUUGUUUAAUUGGCCGACAGUUCCUGGACCCUGCAAAGGCGUAUCCCGGCCACGAGAUGGAUCUCUUUGUGCCCAUCUUCACCUUCCUGCAGUUUUUCUUCUAUGCUGGCUGGCUAAAGGUGGCUGAACAGCUCAUUAAUCCAUUUGGGGAGGAUGACGACGACUUUGAAACCAACUGGCUCAUUGAUAGGAAUCUGCAGGUCUCCCUUAUGGCAGUGGAUGAAAUGCACCAGGACUUGCCCACCCUGCAGAAGGACCCAUAUUGGAACGAACCAGACCCACAGCCACCCUACACAGCAGCAACUGCAGAUUAUAAGCGGACAUCUUUCCUAGGCUCGACCUUUGACAUCAGCAUGCAGAAAGAAGAGAUGGAAUUCCAACCCCUGGAACAGAUUAAAGAGAACGAGGAAGCAAACCACUCGACACCAUUGCUGGGCCACAUCAGCCGCUUCCUGCACGUCCAGUCCCCCACUUUCCCCAGGUCGUCCCGAAUGAACCUGAUGCGCCGGAGGAACGACAGUGUGCCUUCUUCCCCUUAUUACGCAUACCCAGAUGUGGGCAAACCCAGCAGCCCAACCAGUAUCAACCAGCAAAGGGGAGACUGCUCCCCGGCAAGCUUCAGCUCCCAGGACCAAUGGGACAAGGCGGCCAGCAAACUGAGAGAAUUUGAUGCCUUCAUAUCCACUCCGUUCUACGAGAGGCCUGGCUUCUACAGCGCCCCACAGACGCCCAUCAGCUCCAUCCCCAUGAUCUUCCCAUCCAGACGUCAAGGCCGCAAGAAGCCGCCUGCUCUCUCCAGCAUCGCCGCCUGCUCUGCUUCUUUGAGGGACAACUCCACCAGCCAAUCUCCUUGCAGAGCCAGCGACAUGGACAGAAGUGAGAACUCUCUUGGAUCAGGAACUAGAGAAACUUUUGUUUGGCCAACGGAGAAAGGCCAGACUUCAGACUCCUUGGCAGUGACCAUUGAAGAGGUGGCAAAAAACUUGACCAAUGGAUCAAAGGAGAUUGCCCCUUUGGGAAGCCCAGGAGGGCCACUGUCCUCAGCGGGCUCGGCAAGUCCCAAGUUUCCUUUCUUUGCAGAGUCCCCAGAUCCUGAGAUGCAGGCAAACGUCAAGGGUCUGAAAGGCCACCGGCAGCCCUGGUUUACACCAGACCGCUCAGCAACUCCAAACCCAGACUACCCCAGCUACCUCCACUCCUACGGUAUCAAGACCCCUAGCAGCAAUGGCCCUCCCACCUGCUUCCCCUUCACACCCUUGACAUCCCCAGUGCUUGAGAGAUCCCAUCUGGGCAAAGGAAAUGCUGCUGUUGGCUCUGCCUCAGAGGUUUCCCCUGGAGGCAUGGAGCAGGAUUUGCCAACAGCGCCAGGGGCUGCCAGAGAUGCAGGAAGUGGAGUCACCAACACUUAUCCUACCAAGGAUCAGAGAAAGGCAGCCAGCUCUUCUCCCAAUGACUCGGGCAUCUCUCUAGCAGAAGGAGACUUUGUCGGGCUAAUGGAAGUGAUCAUGGAAACCAGCGAGAACACAGCUGAUGAAGGGAAGGAGGCAGAGAUAACUAAAUGACAUGGGCUCACAGAUGCGUUCCAUCUAGGAUGGCAUGAUUUUUUUUAUAAAAAAAAUGAAGCUUCAUGGGCGCGCAGCCUCUUAAGAGACACUGGAAUCACAUACAAUGAGCUACAGAACAGCUGAGAAGGCAAAAACAUUGGGUUGAGCAGAUCACGCCAUAAUGCAUAGGCUUUUGCUUACGUGCUGGUUAAGUCUGGGCACUUGAGCACCGCACAAUUAUGAAACCAGUUCUAAUUCCACCAAGCCAAGGAGAGUGUGGGAGUCCCAGAAAUAUCCCAGGUGCUCCCAAAGCAAAAUUCCAUCCUUGAGCGGAGGAUCAACAAGCAUCAGAAAGCAGGACUAAUUGGUCAGUCCCACCAUUGCAAGGAAGAGGCCGGCCCAAUGUUCUGAGACAAU
Molecule: messenger RNA, 2839 nt
Organism: Zootoca vivipara (common lizard)
Lineage: Eukaryota; Metazoa; Chordata; Lepidosauria; Squamata; Lacertidae
Gene: BEST1
Product: bestrophin 1
Molecular function (GO): chloride channel activity
Source: RefSeq, a predicted model, not a curated record